ACAUGCGCAAACCAUUUGUUGACUCCAACUUCAAAAUGGCCGACAUAGAUAGGACCACUGGAUCUGACAACAAGAAUAUUCAAGAUUUAACCCAAUUUGUAAGUAAUUUUGAAUACAAAAUUUAGGUUUUAAUAUUAAAGAUAUAAUUAUGAAUUCCCUGAAAUUUGUGGGUUUUUUAUUUGUUCAAAAGUUAUUUGAUGUUAUUCCGAUCUAUUGGCAAAAGUCUUUGUAGGAUUGUUCAUUCAGUGCUCAGUGUUCUUAACAAGUUGUGACAUGACUGAAAGUAUUACUUUCCAAUAUUUCAAGUAUUGAUUACUUUGAAUGGGUCUACGGAGAUUGAUCAAUAGCUUGUGACGCACGAGCUGAAAACAAUCGAUAAGCUUUCUUUCAAGUAACAAAGAGCAUUAAUGUUAGCUUUAUCAACUGUCAAACCACACUCAAACUAUUCUGACACUGUAACAAUGAGGACAAUGUCACUGACAUGUGACAUGGAAGAAUAGUAAUAUUGGUAAUUCAGUCAUAGAGAUACUUCAGUUGCUAAGAGGAAAUAGCAGUAAUGAUUUAACAUUUCUUGGCCGGGCCAUAUUUUUUUAUUGCAAUAUAUUUUUUAGGUGUUAAAGUUAAUUAAUUAUUCAGCAAUAAUUUCCAAAUAAAUCAUCUCAGAAUUUAGAAUUAUGGGUUAACUUGUACUAUAACUAAGCCAGCUGCUCCUAGUGCUAGAAAUACUUAUUAUCACUAAAAGUAAAAGGGAUGCAUCCAAUUCAGCUUCACCUUGGUUUCUUAACAGAAACAUUCCUUAUUUUAACUUCCUGUCUUUCUGCGACCUUCAUUAACCUCUUCAUCUCCUGGGAAAAAAAAGAAAAGAAAGAAAAAUUCAAGAGAAAAACAAAAGUUAUCUCUGUUGAAUUGCUGCUUUAUUAUAUUAGAUGGUGUUCAGCAAGCCACACUAACCAAAGCAUACAGUAGUGCCUUCUGCAUUGUGUCAUAAGUUUGUAGAAUGUUUCCUGACAAAACAUUAAUUGAAAUAUGAACUGGUUCCUGCGAUCUGCUGGCCAUGGUAUUGUUUAUUUUUUAAUAUUACAAGCAAAAUUUGAAGUAAACAAUUUUGUCACCAAUUAUUGGCGGCUAUUAGGCUUGUAGGCGGACACUUUCUAGCGAAAAAUAUUCAAUUUUUAAUUUGGGACUGCCGUUGUGAGGAGUGCCCUUGAACGCAGUCCUUAAUUUAUUAUCCUUUAUUCCCAUUGGUUUCAAAGACCCAAUCUUCUCACCCCUACCAACUCGCAUCUAACAUCCAUCCAUCCCUGUGGCGCUACAAUCCAUGCAGGGCUUUGGUCUGCCUCACUACCUCCUUCCACUCAAACUUAACUAAUGCUUUCCUUUUCCAUGCUUGGAUUCCCAGGUGUUUCAGAUCUUUAUGCACAUAUUCCAUCCAUCUAAGCCUAGGUCUUUUUUUUAGCCGUUUUCCUCUGGGGUUUUGGUGAUGCACCCUCUUCACUCCUGUCAUUCUCUCAUAGUGUCUUGCCCAGCGUAGCCUACCCUUUUUUACAAAAGCUACUAUCAUGGAAUCCUGAUAUAGACUGUAUAAUUCAUGAUUUGGUUUAUAUUCUCCAUCCAUAUUCAUCCUUUGUUGGUCCAUAUAUUUUCCUGAGAACUUUUCUCUCCCAUGUGUUUUCGUUAGGAUCCAAGUUUCACUUGCUUAUGUUACAACUGGUCUGAUACAGGUUUUAUAAAUAGUUUUCUUUGUUUCUCUUGUUAUGUUUUUAUUUUUGAGUAUUUUCUGACCACUGAAGUAUGCCCUGUUUCCGGCUGAUAUCCUUUCUUUUAUUUCUGUUGGUAAUUCUUUUCUUAAUUUAAUAACUCCCAUUUAAACCCCCACCCAAUUCAUGAUUAUCCCCUUCUUUGCCUGUAUAUUAUUAUACAAUACAAUGCUUUUUGAAUAAAAAUACAGUUAACUUGUUUAAUUCUUUAAACAGCAUAUUAAUUACUAAAAGAAAGGAACUAUAAAAAAAAACUUUGUAAUAUUGAAUUGAAAGAUGUCUUGUUCACAAUAACUAAUUUUACAUUUCUCUUAGCACUUUUCUUCUAUAAGAUUUUUUAAAAUGAAUUGUUAAGUAUCUAAUUUUACGUACUACUCAAUUUUUUGUUUUUUGGGGAUUCAUUUUUUAAUUCGUUUAUUUUGUUAAGCAAGAGAAAUACUGGGUAUAGUUAACUAUGAAAUUUUUCUUUUUACAGGUGCAGACACUUAUGAAUAAUAUGCAAGAUAAGUUUCAAGCCAUGUCUGAACAAAUACUUGGUAGAAAUAUCCUUUUUUUUUGUUUCUAAGAAUCAAAUGAUUAUAAGAAAGGUUAUUUAUUUAGUCACAAAUAAAUUACUUUCAUCUUAAGCAAUAUAAAAUUUCUAUUUUCAUUGAUAUUCUAUUAGUAGGAAUUUAUAUAACAAACCCUUCACUCCUUAUUCUUAUUUGGUGGUUCUCAAAGUGGGUGAAAGAGAUGUGUCAGUUGCAUGUAUGUGUAAUUAAGGCGACAUACAACACUAAUUUACUAAUAGUAAUUGCGUUUACAAGAGCACACAAAACUGAAUAUAUAUAUAUUUUGCAAAUCUUCUUAUCACACUAAUGGUUUGCAGGCAUCUUAUUAACUUUCAUUACUUAAUCUGGAAGGAUACAUACAAUGUGUGGAAAAAUUCAGGGUACCCACAAUUAUUAAGAAACAAAUGUUAUGCCAUUUACAUGUGCAUUAGUAACAUUUAUAAUUAAAAUAUAAGUUAUACCUUUUGUUGUCAUUUCCUUAACGGAAUUUACUUGAUGAUAUGGGCACUCGCAUCGAUGAUCUGGAAAAGAACAUUGCAGAUCUAAUGACCCAAGCUGGUGUAAGCGAUGGAGGCUUGUAGUACAUCAUGGGACCAUUCAUUAGCUUUUAUUAUUUUAAAGCUUUAGCCAUUGUUUUAGAAUGGAUUUGUUGUAAUUAACAUAGUUAAAAAGAUGUCAUCUCUAGAAGUAUUAUGCAGUUAACUAAUGAAAUUAUGUACUUUAAGAGGAAUAUACUUUAGAAGGUAUUCUGACAUGAUUAAAAACUGACAAAUUUGCAAUAAAUUAUGAGUAGUGGGAAAUAAUUAUUUUAUUUUUAUUACAAUUUAAACAUUAUGUGUUAAUUAUUUAAUUUUUGUUGAAUAAUUCAUGUGUAAAGUUUUUUUUAAUUCAUGUUCAACUGUUGGUAGCAUUUGCAAAUAUUUAGUUUUUUCAUAAGCUAUACUUUAGGCAAAACUGAAGAUGUUUUGAAGAAUUUGCACAUUCAUUGUGGUAAAAUGAGAAGAUAUAUUAUUAUCUCUUUCUUAGAUGGUACUAAUAAUAGUUUGGGUAUUGAUUUAUGCUAGUCAAUGAAAAAUUACCUCUUUUAAUCAAUAUGUUUGGGAUUCUUUAAAAAAAAAAAUUAAGUAAAAUUGUAAAAAAUGUAAAUGUUAUUCAUUUUUAAAAAGAUUGUUGCUUAUUUUUUUUUUCCCAUCAAAAUAGAAAAAAAAUAAAAUUAUCUUGAUUGAAAAG
Molecule: messenger RNA, 3538 nt
Organism: Lymnaea stagnalis (great pond snail)
Lineage: Eukaryota; Metazoa; Mollusca; Gastropoda; Lymnaeidae
Source: the annotation of a GenBank genome assembly